AUGCGCAUGGGCAAACGCACCGCCCGGAAGCGGCCAGCAACGGGCAGCGCCGAGGGCCAGAAAGGCCGGCGGGCAGCGGGGUGUGCCGUGCUGCGGGGCCGCGAUGGAGGACGAUGCGCCGGUGAUUUACGGGCUGGAGUUCCAGGUGGGCGCUGGGGCAGACUUACGGAGAGCUGGCAGGUGUUGGUCCUGUCGCCGGGAAGGCGGUGGCUGCGGGGGCGGGUGUGUGUGGAGGGGCAGGGGAGAGCCGGGGCGGGCUGUGGGGCCCGCUCGCGGGGAGACCGGCGUCCCCUCGCCCCCCUGGGCCGGUACCGGUGGCUUUUGGUGGUCCUUGGCACAUGGCCGCCGCGUUGGGCUUUUGAAAGGUGGCUGAGCACGGGGCAGGAGCUGGGUCCCUGCUCCAGCACUUGCUGUUCCCGGGGCAGGUGCGUCAGUGUGGGGGCAGGGGUUGUUUCCCUCAUGGUCGAGCGCAGCCUGGCUGGGGGGGCUCCUGCCCUGUCACCAGUCCCUAGUCCACCCCUGGAGAAGCCUUUGUCUUGCUCUGGGGUGAAUACCAUCCAGAGAUCUACCCCGGUGACAGGCACUGUGGUUACUCCAGCCCCAGCAACAGGCACUAUGCCUGAACCAGAGAAACAACCCAUGCUAGUAUCAGUUGCCCCUAUACACAAGAAGAAAUACAAAAGAAAAUCAGCUCAUUUAGUGAGGGAUAAAGAUGAACCAGGGCCAUCAGGAGAACAGGAGGAGGAAAAGGCAGAACCCAUAAAUGAGACAGUAACCACUCGAUCGCUAUCCCUGCGUGAACUGCAAGAUACGAGAAAAGAUUUCAGCCAUAGUCCAGAUGAGUAUCCUUUCUAUGUCUUGUCAGGAAGAUGUAUCUAUACCCUUGUCUUUGAUAAGGGUGGUGGUGGUCUUCACUAUGGGGCACGAGCUUUAACACCUCAGACAGCAGAAACAGAUGCAAUAAGAUUCUUGGUUGGAACACAGUCUCUUAGAUAUGAUAAUCAGAUUCACAUCAUAGAUUUUGAUGAUGAAAAUAACAUUAUAAACAAAAACGUUCUCCUUCAUCAAGUGGGUGAAAUUUGGCACAUUAGUACCAGUCCUGCAGAUAAAGGUGUACUAGCAACCUGCUACAAUAAAACUUCAGACAGUAAAGUCAUGACAUGUGCUGCUGUUUGGAGGAUGCCGAAGGAAUUGGAAUCAGGCAGUCAUGAAUCCCCUGAUGAUUCAUCAAGCAACACUCAAACCCUGGAGCUACUCUGUCACCUUGACAACACAGCCCAUGGCAAUAUGGCCUGUGUAAUGUGGGAACCAAUGGGAGACGGUAAAAAGAUUAUUUCACUGGCUGAUAAUAACAUAUUAUUGUGGGAUUUGCAGGAAAGUUCAGCCAAAGCUGUGCUCUCUAGUUCUGCAGCCUUGGAAGGAAAAGGACAAUUAAAAUUUACUUCUGGAAGAUGGAGUCCGCACCACAAUUGUACACAGAUUGCAACAGCCAACGAUACCACUGUUCGAGGAUGGGAUACACGAAGCAUGAGGCAGAUAUAUUGCAUAGAAAAUGCACAUGGACAGCUGGUACGAGACCUAGACUUUAAUCCCAAUAAACAGUACUACCUGGCUAGCUGUGGAGAUGACUGCAAGGUGAAAUUCUGGGACACGAGAAAUGUCACUGAACCAGUGAAGACACUAGAGGAGCAUUCCCACUGGGUCUGGAAUGUCAGAUACAAUCAUUCUCAUGAUCAGCUGAUCCUUACAGGAAGCAGUGAUAGCAGAGUUAUCCUGUCUAAUAUGGUAUCAAUUUCUUCUGAACCAUUUGGGCAUAUGGUAGAUGAUGAUGAACUAAGUGACCAAGAGGACCAGCAUCAAGAAGAGAAGAUUAAAGAGCCCCUUCAGGACAGUGUAAUAGCUACCUAUGAAGAACAUGAAGAUAGUGUAUAUGCAGUUGAAUGGUCCUCAGCAGACCCAUGGCUAUUUGCCUCUUUAAGUUAUGAUGGGAGACUUGUUAUUAACAGGGUUCCCAGAGCUCUUAAAUAUCACAUACUGUUAUAAUUUGUUUGGAUUAUGGUGGAGUUGUUAUCUUGAUGUGCACAAUUGGUAGGUAUUGUUUAGGAUUUUUUUCAGGAUCUAUUUUUAUUAAGUAUAAAUGUUAAAAUUUUGUUAAGAAUAUCUGUACUAAUGUAGGCACUUUUAAUUUGUCUUUUGUAUUUGCCUU
Nipponia nippon (crested ibis) is the source of this 2206-nucleotide messenger RNA. The record is from RefSeq and is a predicted model, not a curated record. Lineage: Eukaryota; Metazoa; Chordata; Aves; Pelecaniformes; Threskiornithidae.